ACUAGGUUCUGGUUGUUUGAAACUCCUAUCUUAUUCGGAAUCGAAAUUAUAAUUAAAAAAAAUUGGAAAAGCAGAAAAUUCGUGACUCGGAAACCCUUGAGGUUUGGCACCUAGUCCGGAACAAAAGUUAAUUCAUUUUUGAUCCUAACCAAUGGUAUUUGCUUUAAAUCUUUGUAAAUCACCCUGUAUACUAAUAAAAAGAUUUGAUUCGUUUUCUACUUUUUUUAGUAGAAUUGCCAGUUUUAGAUAUUGACGCCUGUCAUCGGCGGUGUGUAUUUGAAUUUGUUAUUUACAUGUGUAUUUCCUCUAUUUAAUUACCUAUUUUUAAUAUGCGAUGAGAAAAAAGAAUUCGCGCGGUUAAUAAGUUGAAAAAGAUUUUUGGGGUGUGUUUUUUUUUUUGGAAAAUUGAUCUGAGUUUCCCUCAUUACAAAAACAAAGAAAAAAUAGAAAAAAAACAGAAAUAAGAAGAGAACUCCCCGCACUGCAUAUGCACAAUACUACAAUACUACAAAAGAAUAUCCAGAAUAACAACAACAACACAACACAAUAAAAAGAUACGGAUACAAAAGAGAAGAUUGUUGUUAGAAUUUUUUUUGUAAUUUUUUUUUGUCAAAAUCAACUAUUGAAAUUUAAAAAAAAAUUUGAGGGAUUUUUUUUUGGAGAAAGAGGAAAUAAUUAAAAUUAAAAAAAAAAAAAAUCAAUAAAAAAAUUUAUAUUUUAAAAUUGUAUAUAAAAAGUUUUUUGUGUAAUAAAUGGAACCUCAUCAUCAGUCAUCAUCGUCACCAGUAACAUCAUCAACAACAACAUCAUCAUCAUCAUCAACAUCAGUAGCAGAAAUUAAUGAAAAUGGAAGUCUCGGAGGAGGAGGCGGCGGUGGAAUUGGUCUUGGAUUAGCUGCUACUGGUGGAGAUAGUAUUGGAGAAAUAUCAAAUUCAUAUGAAAAUUCUAAAAUAUUUGAAAAUAACACGGAUCCUUAUGAAAUUGAUAAUGGUACCGUUAAGUUUAUUGGUUCUGGAGGUGGUGGUAUUCAUGGUAUUGAUAUAUUAAAUGAUCACAGCAAUAAUAUCAAAAUUAAUGAUCAAAAAGAUUAUAUGACGAUUAAAGUACCUUAUCCUAAUCAAAAGUUGCGUUCCGAACAAUUUACAAAGACAGAAUUAUUAAAUAUGCUGUGUCGUUUAGAAGGUGAAUUGCAAGCAAGAGAUGUUGUUAUUGCUACAUUACGCAACGAACGUGUUAAACAAUUAAUACAUAAUUUAAGAAAUCAACCAAAAAUUUUACUAAAUGAUCCUCAUGCAGCAUUAUUUCGUGAUAAAAUGGCAUCAGCUGGUCAUUUAGUUAGUCGACAGUCUUCGGUAACAGCAAUACAAGGUGAAAUGGAAUUACGGGCUAUUAUUGAACAGCAAAUGGAAUCAUUAUAUAAAAUGGUAACAAAGCAACGUUCAACACAAGCAAAAAUGGUUAGUACAUUAAAGGAUUCAUUAGACAAUAAUCAAAAAAUGAGGCAAGAAUUGGAAGAUGAAAAACGGAAACAUGAGCAUGAUACAGCACAAGGUGAUGAUAUAACAUAUGGUUUAGAAAUAGAAAGAACUAAGUUAAAGCAGGAACUAGAAAGUGAACGUACACAACGUAAAAAAUUGGAAAAAGACUUAAAAAAAGUUCAAGAACAAUUUGAUUUUGAAAGAGGCCGUCAAAAGCAAAUCGUAUUACUAUUAUUAGCUGAAAGAAAAAAAAUUAUAAUGAAAUAUAUAGAGGAAAGGAAACGUUCUGAAGAUUUAGCGCAAAUAUUAAGUGAAGAAAAACAACAAAAGGAUUCAAUGGCUGAUGGUUUAGAAGAAGAAACAAAAAAAUCGUUAAGAAUGGAAGCUGAAUUAGAAAGACAAGCCUCACAAUUUGAACAAGAGCGAAAAUUAUUUACAUUUAAUUUGGCUAAAGAAGAAAAAAGAAUAAAAGAACUUGAAAUAGAAUUAGCUCAAUUGAGAAGUGUUCAUAUACCAGCAGUAGGACAAGUUAUUUCAACAAAAAUUCGUUCAAUACCCAUUCCAACGGGCGAAAUUAGAAAUCCAUCUUCAGUUAUUGAUGUAGCCAAAAUUGUUCAGCCAACUGCUACUGUAUCAAGUGUACCAGUUUCUGGUCCAACCACUGGUAUUGCUAGAUCUGUAAAUUCAACUGUAAUUGGUGGCUUUAACUCACCAGCUACGAAGAUAACACCUCGAAAACAGGUUCCCACACCUAUAUCGCAACCACAACAGCAACAACAGCAGCAGCAACAGCAACUACAACAGCAACAACUGCAGGUUCAACAGCAGCCUCAACAACAACAAAUUCAAAAUUUAAGCCAUAAUCAAGCAAGCAAUAUGUUGACAAAUACAUCAUCAUCAUGUGUCUUAGCUGCUACGGUUACAUCAUCAACAGUUGAACCGAUUAUUCAAAAUAAAAUAUUUGCAAUCGGUGGAACAGCAGUUGGAACAGGAGGCGGUGGAACAGGAUGUAUUGGCACAGGAGGUUGUGGAACAGGAGGGGUUGGAGGAGAAGGAAGAGGAGGAGGAACAGGGGGAGGAGAAGGAGGAGGAGGUGGUGGUGGCGGAGGUGGAGGAGGAGCAGGAGGUGGAGUGAUAAGUGGAAUGGGAAUUGGAGGAGGAGGUAAUAUAGUAGCCGGUGUUGGAAUACCGAAUAGUGGGGGUGGAGUUACGGGUGGAAUUGGAAUUGCUGGAAAAGUUGAAACGAUAAAUUCAACAACAAUAAUCGCAACAUCAAAUUCAUUUAUAGGAAAUUCAUUUGUAGGAAAUAUUAAGCCCUUAACAACAAAUAAUGCAAUAAAUAGUAAAAAUCAAGUAUCUGCAACUACUACAAAUAUCAAUAAUACGAGUAUUAAUAAUGCAGGAACAUUGAUAAAUCAGCAGCCACAACAACAACAGCUGCAACAGCAACAAUCACAAUUAUUACAAAAUAAUAUUCCAACAGCUGCUAUUACAUCAACACCAAUUGUUACAGGUUUAAAUAUCAGUAAUAGUACAACAAUAUCAGGGUCUAUAGGAGGAGGUGGUGGUGGCGGAGGAGGAGGAGGAGGAGGAGGAGGAGGAGGUGGCGGCGGCGGCGGCGGCGGCGGAGGAGUAGCAUUAGGUAUAUCUGUAGGAGGAAGUAAUAGCAGUAAUGUUGGUGCAGGUGCAAUGGGAUCUACAAUUGGAAAUGUAGCUAGGGGUGUGCCACCUCCAAUACCACCGAAUAAACCAAUUGUUCCACCUAAAAGGGAACCUUCUAUUUCGAGAUUAGGUUCUUCCAUUUCAACAAGUAAUAUAAAAUAGAUAUAAAAGGAAAAAGAGAGAAUUAAAUAAACAAAAAUAAACUAAUUAAAAACUCAAAAAAAUUUUCAAUUGGCGUUAGUUAAAAGAAAAAAAAUUACCAAGAAAAAAAAAAGAAAACACAAGUGACAGCAACAUUCCUCUUUCUUUCGUAUUUAUUAAACGAAUAAAAUAUAAAUUUCUAGAAACCGAGUAUACUUUUUGUUAAACGGUAUAUUGAAUGUUUGGGUCAUGUAAUAGUUUAAUUUUUAAUUUACGUAUUUGUACAUAUUGUCAACAAUAUUUGGUCGUUUUAUUUCUAAGUAAAUUUUCCAAUAAAAAUUAACUAUUACAGCAGUAAAAUACUGGUUUAUCUGCUUAAAUUUUAUGGGAUUUAUUCUUUUCCUUUCAAUCAUGUUAUAAUAUAAAACUUGCAGAAAGUCUAUGCGAUGAAAGUUGAAAAAAAAAAUACUUUUAUUAGAACGUGAUAUAAAUAAAACAACAAAGAGAUCACAGAAAUUGUGCACAAUAAUUGUAUUGUGUAUCAUAAUUGUAGCAAUGAUACAUGCCGCUUGUGUUUUGUUUUUUCUUUUUUUUUUGUUAUACCUUUUGGGUAACUGUAAUAGCAACACAUUAUUUAUAAUUAUUAAUUAUAAUUAAAUUAUGCGAUUAAAUUAGAAAAAAAAAAGAAAAAUAAAUAAAGAAAAUGUCAUUUACCAAAUAAUUAUAAAAAAAAACAGAAAAAAUUA
This is a messenger RNA of Condylostylus longicornis, 4027 nucleotides long. RefSeq names its product keratin, type II cytoskeletal 1 (gene Naus). Bases 753 to 3302 code for a protein of 849 amino acids. The record is from RefSeq and is a predicted model, not a curated record. Lineage: Eukaryota; Metazoa; Arthropoda; Insecta; Diptera; Dolichopodidae. The transcript has 8 exons.